AUGCUCAUCUUAAUCAUCGGAAUCUUGGCAAUUGCCAACGCCGAAAUUAUUCCAAGAGAACUUUUAUUUGAAGAUCCAAAAUAUUCGUCAGUUUCGCUAAGUCCAGAUGGAAGGUAAGAAAAUUUGUUUUCGGGAAACUGUGUGAUUCCAAAAUCUUUUUUUUCAGACAAGUAGCUUAUAUUGCUCCAGAUGAUAAUGGAAUUAAAAACGUAUUUGUGAGAUGUUCUAGCUGUUCCUCAACAAAACAAGUAACAUUCGAAGGAAAACAUGCUGUGUUAGGUAAGUUAUUAUAACUCGAUCUAUUUGAACACGAAAAAACAACACAAAGAACAUUUGUUUGUUUUUUAGGCUACUCUUGGACAGCUUUACCCGAUAUUAUUCUUUAUUCUCAAGAUGACCAUGGCGAUGAAAACACACGUUUAUACAAAAAGAAUAUUUCAGAGGUUUGUGUAAAUAAAAGGAGCAAGAACUAAAAAUAAAUAGUGUGUUUUAUAGAAUGCCGACAAAAAUAAUCGGUAUACAGUGAGUGACAAAGCACAUGUAAAAGCUAUUAUUAUGGCAAAUAAUGUGAUUUCGGAGAAUGUUUUGAUUGGUUUGAAUGACGAGAAUCCAGCACUUCAUAAUAUUUAUUCAUUCAAUUUGCGAACAAAUGAACUUAUUAUGGUGCUUCGCAACAAAAGAUUCCCAAUGUUUAUUUUUGAUACUGAUAUGAAUAUUCGAUUAGCAAGUGAGGAAGGACCUGAUGGACAGAUGAUUUAUUAUAAACCAUUGUCACGCGCAAAACCUAUGAAUACUGAAAAAGACAAUUGGGUUGAAUAUAUGAGAGUUGAUCAUGAUGAUAAACCAAUCACUAUGUAAGUGAAGAAAAAUACAUUUUCUAGAAAAACUUUCCUUUUUCAGGCCAAUUUCUUUUGAUAAAACCAACAAUUUCAUGUAUUGGAUUCUUGGAGAAAAUAGCGAUUUGGGAAAUCUUGUUGUUCUUCCAUUCGAAACUCCAAAUCAACGUGAAACUCUUUACACUGCUCAAAAAGCACAAAUCGGAAAUGUUCUUAUUCAUCCAAUCGACAAAACAUUGAUUGCUGUCACUGAAGUUUAUCACAAACCGGAAUUAUUUGUUGCCAAUGAGACAUAUAUGGAUGAUCUACAGUAUUUGGUGAAUUUGAAACCAUCAGGAUCUAUGCAGAUUUUAUCAAUGAGCAAUGAUAUGAAUACAUGGCUUAUCACUUAUGCUUCAGCUGAUCAUCCAUUUGAAAUUUAUAUUUAUAGAAAAUGGGUUAAGAAGGCUGAAUUAUUUAUGAGUACUCGACCAGAAUUGAAAAAUUAUCAAUUGAACAAACAAGUUGGAUUUGAUUUCCCAACUCGCGAUGAUUUCACACUUCAAGCCUAUCUUUCACUUCCACCAACAGCUCCACUUUUGAAAUCAUCCCAAGUACCAGAUGCUGAUAAAGUAUACGCAAAUAUGGGAAUGAUUCCAGCUGUUCCACAAAAACUUGUUGUUUUGGUUCACGGAGGACCAAAAGCAAGAGAUUCUUAUGGAUUCAGUCCAACAAAUGCUUGGUUAACAAAUCGAGGAUACGCUGUUCUUCAAGUCAAUUUCCGUGGAAGUGUUGGAUUUGGAAAACGAUUGACAAAUGCGGGAAAUGGAGAAUGGGGACGAAAAAUGCAUUUCGAUAUUUUGGAUGCUGUUGAAUUCGCGAUCGCUAAAGGAAUUGCAAACAGAAAUGAGAUUGCAAUUAUGGGUGGAAGUUAUGGAGGAUAUGAAACAUUGGUUGCUCUUACAUUCACACCAAAUGUUUUUGCAUGUGGAGUUGAUAUUGUUGGACCAUCAAAUUUGAUCUCACUUAUGCAAGCUGUUCCACCAUAUUGGCUCGGAUUUUAUAAAGAUCUUGUCAAAAUGCUUGGAGCUGAUAUCACUUCGUAAGUUUCUUUUGACAUAAAAUGUGACGGGCAUAUCAAUAAUUAUCAUCAUUUACAGAGAAGAAGGUCGAGAAUCAUUAACUGCUAGAUCUCCACUUUUCUUCGCCGAUAAAGUCAGCAAACCACUAAUGAUUCUUCAAGGAGCAAAUGAUCCACGUGUUCGACAACAUGAAUCGGAUCAAUUUGUUGCCGCUCUUGAGAAAAAGAAUAUUCCAGUCACUUAUAUUCUUUAUCCAGAUGAGGGACAUGGAUUCAGAAAGGCGAAUAAUCGAUUGGAACAACACGGACAUAUUGAAUCAUUCCUUCAUUCUUGCUUGGGUGGAAAAACUCAACCAUUCCAACCUGGACAAUACAAAUCAUCUGCUAUUGUCAAAAGUGUUGGAAUCGAAGAAAUUCCAGUUACCACGACAACAGUGUCUACAACUGAAAAUCCAACAACAACACAAGAAAUCACAACAACCCGAUCAUCCGGAACUUUGGCUCCAACAAUUUUCUAUCGCCCCGCAAUUCGAGCCAACCGUGUUCAUUAUCCACCAUCACAAAAUGUCAUGAACAGAAUUUUCCCAGUUCAAGGUUAAUUAAAUCCAGUUAGGAUUAGGCCUAUAUGCCCCCAAGUUUCAACAACGUGUAAAAUAUUUAUUUAUACAUAUAUAUUUAGCCUUAAAAGGUGCAACAUAACAGCCCCGAACGAUUAUUUGAGCUUUAUUGAUUUUAUACCAAAGUUUUAUGUAUAUUUUGAAAUAUUUGUGAAAAAAGAAAAGAUGCUUUAAAAAAUAGAAAAAAAUAAUAAUGAAUAUUUGUAUUAUUAUUGUCUUCGUUUAUUUUAUUUAUUAUUUUAAAAAAUUAGAGAAUGGAGAAAAUUUGACUCGAGCCCAAACUUUUGUUUUCAGAAAAAAAAAAAAUUUGGCGUCCUAAUUGUUUUUGGGUAUUCGUCUAGAAAAAAGUUGUGUUCCUCACUAUUUAUAGGAAAUCUUGCCCAACUUUUCUUUGCUUCCCCGAAUAAAAGUUCAAAAGUAUGCUGAUUUGUAAUUCAAAUUCAAAUUCUCAUCCGCCGUCAAAUGGACCAGAAAAAAGUCUAUCAAAAAUUCAUUGUUCAAAAAAAGAUUAUAUAGCAGCUUUCAACUUUUUGCUCGUUUUUUUUCUCUAUUUCUCUUUUUAUUAUUCUUAUUAUUACAAUUUUAUGAUGACAUCAAAGCUCUUUUCUUUUCUUUUUUCUCUCUAAACACUGUGCUAAUCUAAUUUGACCAAAACAAAAAAGAAAGAAAUUGAGUACCUCCAAAACUUGAUUGCUUUUUUCUUGGCUUUUUUUUUGUUUUCCCGACAGGGCUUCUUAUAUUUUUAUUUUUCAGAGAGAAAAAUAACUAGGAAUCAUGUUUAUCGCGAAUAACUGUAUUUUUCGAUGGGAAGAUGUGAGUUCAAAUUUCAUAAUUUUGAAAAUAUAGAAAACUUAGAACAUGUUGACAAGUAGAUUUGGUUCAUUUUUGAAUCUAGAGUAUAUUUGAUCUAGUCUAAAAUCGAAAUGAAAUAUUCAAAUCUACUCUACGCAAGAGUUAAAGUGUUUGCACACAUCAAUCUAAUUGACGUGGAGGCAACACGAAAUUUGAAAAAUUAAAUACAUUAAACUAUUUAAGUUCGUAUUAAUUUUAAUUUUUGAUAAUAAUUUUACUAGUCCCUUUCAUAUUAAUUUUUUUUUACAAAAAUCUUCGGAGGUAACCGGAAUAAUUGUCUAACCUCGUUUAAAAUUUGAAUUUAGUGAGCUUUUCCCCCCAAUUUGUUCAAAUUGAAAAAAUCUUUAGAAUAUCCGUUUCCUUUAUCUAAAUACCUAAUUUCGGUUAGACAAAUUUCUUCCCGUUUUUUUUUUCAAAAAGAUGACAUUUGAUGAGAGAUGUCUCAAAUUUCUCUAUCUUCACAAUAAUUUUGGAAAACUCAACAUUUUCAUUUUUCAAAAUAUUACUAUAAAAUGAAUUUAUUACAUCGUUUAACGAAAUCUGAAUCAAUUCAACAAGCAUUUCGAGAUUAUCCAACAGCACAUUUUGUGAGUUUCAGAAAAUUCUUUAAUUUUCCCUGCGAGUUUUUUAAAGUUAUAGGAAUCCAAAAGCCCAAAAAUAUGAUACAUAUUUUCGUAUUCCAUCCAUUAUGACCAAAAAUCCACCCUCACUUUCCUUGGCUCUUCAAGAAAAAAAUAAAAACAAUAAAUACUUACCAGAUGAGACCUUUUUUGCUCAAAAUGAGUUUCUUCUAUUUUUGAACACAAAAAUUUCAUUAAUUUUUCUCGCUCUCGCGCAAAAAAGUAACCUUUCUUCCGUUUAUUGGAUAUUUUUUUGGGGCAGCUGAAAACUUUUGCUCGCCCCGAAUUUUUUAUUCAUUGAUUUUCUGACUGCUUUCGACUAGUAUUUUUCACUGAUUUUUGACGGGCGACAAAAAAUAAGUGCUUGAAAAAAUAAAUACAAAAUGUCAGACUCACCGAGAAGACAUUCGGUUGGUCAUUUUUUACGACAAUUUGCUUCUACUAUUAUUCCAUUGGCACAAGUUCCAGUUAAGAAAAUCGUGAGUGAAAAAAUAGGAAAUUAAUUUGGAUGUGACAAGGGAAUUGUUCAACUUGAGAUUUUUAAUAAAAUUUUACAAGAUUUUCCCCAAACUGUUUUUCUUCAAAAAAGUUAUUCUCAUUAAUCCAAAGUCUAAUAAAAAACUUAAAAUUCAAAAAAUCUGGUUAAAAGUUAACUUCGAAAAUAAAAAUUCAAAAAUAUUACUCAUUGCCUACAUUUUCCAAACUAAUAAAAAUCUAAUCAACUUAAGUGUUUUUCGAAAGAAAAAAGUUUCGAAUUUCUUCUAGCUAACAUAAAUUCACAACUCAUUUCUUCACUUAUCUGAAACGUCUUUUCACAUUUUUUUUCUUUUUUCUCAUCCCUUCUAAUUAUCUUUUUUCUUGCUCGCUAGAAAGAAGUAAGGAAUAAAAAAACAAAACUUUUUCUUGAAUUUUUUGAUGAGUUGUGUAUAUGACAAGCCUCAUUUUCCUUCGUUUUUUUCCCGAUAAUUUAUUACUUUUUAUGAAAAAGUAUGAGCUUUUUGUUGAAAAUUUAUUGGUUUUUAAAGUUUAUAUAAAAAGGAACCAAGAAGAGGAAAUAAAAAGUUUGAAAUUGAAUCCACCAAAAAAACACAACAUUAGGAGCUAUUGUGUUUGACUUUUUAGUUUUGGCAAAAAACAUUUCUAAGUUUCUGAUACUUUUAAAUAUCUAAUAAUGAUUCAAGAAAUUAGAAGACGUAGUAGAGCUAAUCUACGAAGGGCCACUUUAUUUCUUGGAAUCGGUUUAGAACCAAAAGUUCAUCAGGUUCAAAAAUAACUAUAUUAAUUCAUCGACGAAUUACAUUUGCAGAUGCCAACCACUCAAAUAAAUAUUGUUUUGAGUGAAUCAAGAACUAUGGCUGGAGAAUAUUUCAAUGCAAAAAUAUUGCUUGAUUCAUCUGAUCCAGAUACUAUAAUUCACUCAUUUACUGCUGAAAUCAAAGGAAUUGGGAGAACUGGUUGGGUUAACAUUCAUACUGACAAAAUUUUCGAAACUGAGAAAGUGAGUUUUUUCGUGAAGGCUAUGCACAAAAAUGUAUUUCAGUCAUAUAUUGACACUCAAAUUCAAUUAUGUGAGCCUGGAACUUGUCUUCCUGUUGGCAAACAUCAAUUUCCGAUUCAAAUUCAAAUUCCUGCAAAUGCCCCAAGCAGUUAUGAAAGUCAAUUCGGAAGUGUUCGAUAUCAAAUGAAAGUUGAUUUAUCAGCGAGUACUGAACAAGCUUCAUCAUCCGAAGUUUUUCCAUUAGUUGUGUUAAAUCGUUCAUUUUUCGAUGAAGUUCCAUUGAAUGUUAUGUCUCCAAUUGAUUUUAAGGACGAGGUUUACUAUACUUUUAAAGUAAAAACAAGACAAUACAAAUAUUUACAGGUCGAUUUUACAUGUUGCACUCUUCCAUUUGGAUGUGUUUCUUUAGUAAUGUCAUUGCCAAGAACAGCUUAUAGAAUAGGCGAAUCAAUUGAAUGUAUUGUUACAAUAAAUAAUCGAACAAGAAAAGGAUUGAAAGAAGUUGCACUACAACUUGUUAUGAAAACACAAUUUGAAGCAAGAAGUCGAUAUGAACAUGUUAAUGAGAAAAAGUUAGCUGAACAACUUAUUGAGAUGGUUUCAUUGGGAGCAGUUCGAAGUAGAUGUCGAAUGGAAUUCGAAAAAUGUUAUCUCAAAAUUCCUGAUGCAGCUCCCCCAACUCAAAAUUAUAAUCGAGGUGGAGGCGAGAGUUCAAUUAUUGCAAUUCAUUAUGUUCUCAAAUUAACAGCAUUGCCUGGUAAGAUUUUGAAUAGAAAAUCUAAAGAUUUCGAAUAUUUUCAUAGGAAUUGAAUGCGAAGUUCCACUUGUUGUAACAAGUUGUGGUUAUAUGGAUUCACAUAAACAAGAUGCAUUUCAACAUCAUUUGGAUAGAGCACGUGCCAAAACAUCAAAAUGUGAACAAAGAAAAACGAGAAGUAUUGUUGAAGAAAAUCCAUAUUUUAGAUAA
Molecule: messenger RNA, 6450 nt
Organism: Caenorhabditis angaria
Lineage: Eukaryota; Metazoa; Nematoda; Chromadorea; Rhabditida; Rhabditidae
Source: the annotation of a GenBank genome assembly